Molecule: messenger RNA, 2531 nt
Organism: Lates calcarifer (barramundi perch)
Lineage: Eukaryota; Metazoa; Chordata; Actinopteri; Centropomidae
Gene: dio2
Product: iodothyronine deiodinase 2
Exons: 2
Molecular function (GO): thyroxine 5'-deiodinase activity
Source: RefSeq, a predicted model, not a curated record
CUGCGAAGAUAAGCCAGGGGGUUUAAUAUGAAGUACAAUGUAUGUCCUUUAAAGUAGAGUGAUCGAGCUCCAGCAGCCUCGAGGCACUGAGCACCUGAAUGGUAACGUAACAGACAGGAAGAUACUUGCAAGAUACUGAUAAACCUCCUUCGUCUUCUGCACAAAGUCAGGAACAGUCCAUGGAGUAAAGAAAAUACUAUGAGGGGAGCAACUGAGUCCAACAAUACAGCUGUAAGAAGGUCGGUUUGAAAUAAUUCGCCUGCCGUCAUCUAACCGCAGAAAGAGAGGAUGGGAAUGGCGAGUGAGGAUCUGCUUGUGACACUCCAGAUACUACCUGGUUUCUUUUCAAACUGUCUGUUCCUUGUCCUGUAUGACUCUGUGGUGCUUGUGAAACGCGUUGUUUCGCUGCUUAGCAGCUCCAGGUCCGCCGGCUCCGGAGAGUGGCGACGUAUGUUGACCUCAGCGGGGCUCCGCUCCAUCUGGAACAGUUUCCUUUUAGACGCCUACAAGCAGGUGAAACUUGGCUGCGAGGCACCCAAUUCCAAAGUGGUAAAGGUCCCUGAUGGCUCUUGGUUUAGUAGCAAUAACAGUAACAUGACCAAUAUGCCAAGUGGUGCUAGGAUACAAAAUGGUGAUGAGUGCCAUCUUCUGGAUUUUGAGUCAUCAGAUCGCCCUCUGGUGGUCAACUUUGGCUCAGCCACCUGACCCCCCUUUAUCAGUCAGCUGCCAGCUUUCCGGCAGUUGGUAGAGGACUUCAGUGAUGUGGCUGAUUUCCUAUUGGUGUACAUUGAUGAGGCUCACCCAUCUGAUGGCUGGGUGGCCCCUCCUAUGGGCUCUUACUCUUUCAGCGUACGCAAACACCAGAACCUGGAGGAGAGGCUGGGAGCGGCACGCAGGCUCAUUGAGCACUUCUCCUUGCCACCACAGUGUCAGCUGGUGGCAGACUGCAUGGACAACAAUGCUAAUGUGGCUUAUGGUGUGUCCAAUGAACGAGUGUGUAUAGUACAACAGAGAAAGAUUGCCUACCUGGGCGGUAAGGGGCCCUUUUUUUACAGUCUGAAGGAUGUGCGGCAUUGGCUGGAACAGAGCUAUGGUAAACGGUAGGUGGAAUCAUGGACAAAUACAGAGAAGGACAUUUCCCUUUUUUCAGUUGGGAAAUAAUAGAUCAUUUGGUUUUGUAUAAGCAGAAACUGUUUUUUUUACUCUGCUCAUUUUUUAUGCACAAUGUGAACAUAAUUUUGUGCACCUUUCUCAUUGGAUGAAUGUUAUUAGAUACAGUAUACACCAACUAUUGCCCAUCUGAUACCUCUAUACAGUUUUUUAAAAAUUCUUCUUUGGCUGUCAAAAGUAUUUACCUCAUUCAAAUUUUUUCAAAGUUUUCAAAUUUUGUUACAGUACUUAAUCAAAGUAGAUUUGAUGUGGCUUUUGUGACACUGAUCAACAGAAAAAGACUGUAAAAAUGAAAAUUGAUCUUCCCAAUAUGAUCAAAGUAUUCACGCCCACUAAGUCAGUGUAAAGUGACAACCUUGAGUUUGUAUGGAUAGGUCUUGGUAGGUUAUGCAAGUUUAUGCUUUACUGAACACUGCUCAAAGGUUGUAUGGAUAUCACGAGUGAACAGCCUUUUUCAGGUCCAGCCACAAAUUCCCAACUGGAUUGAUAUGUGGUUUCUGACUCAGCCACUCCAGGACAUUACUAUUGCUGUUUUUAAUCUCUUCAGGUGUAGCUUUGACUAUAUAAUUAGGUGUAUUGUUUUGCAAACAAACCCAAAUGGCUAUGACUUUUGUGGUAGGAAUGGUAAUUUUAUGAUUAUGCUGUUUAGUCUGAGUUUUGGUCUCCCAAAAGAGACCUGAGCUCCCCAAGAGCCUCAAAAUUAUUUUGAGAUCAAGCAUUUCAAAUGCUACAAUGAAUCAUAUAAUACAUAAAAUCUAAUUAAAAUGUUAUGUUCUGUCAUUGUUUGUUUUAAAUGUUUGUGUGGCUGUAGCCUACUCAGUAUUGCUGACUUGUUAGUAUUGUAAAUAACAAAAUCAAUUUGGAUACAAGCAGGGUGUUUUUCUGUAUCAUGGUUAAUGGGCUGCUUUCAUGUGUAGUUUUAUGUGUCUGUGUGUAAUUAGUGUGUGUAGAUUUCGAGUCAGAUAGGUGAUUCUCAACAACAAGGCCAUGCAGUGUUAGCUAGUGGACUUCACCUCCUGCCAGCACAUUCAAUUUGCAGCCUUUCUCAUCAUUUCUGCCAAAUAAAACAGAGUAUCCCCUCUGUUCAUCAGUGUCACCUUUGUGAGCCAAGUUUCUCCUUUAUGUUGCCACAAAACAAUAUUUUAGAAUACAAAGCAUGUCUCAAACACCGUUUCCUCACAAUGUUUCCACACAAUGACAGGUAGAAACAGGCCCAAAUUUCUCACAGUGGUGAGUUUAAUUUCUUUACUUCUUAAUGUAAUAUUUGGUAUUAGAGUUGGCCAUAGCCCAUUCAAUCUCUUUCUUGUCUCUCUCUCCCCCACCCCCCACUGCAAAUGACUUCCCAGAAGUUGGUCCCAUAA